UGUGGGAAGAGUUUUAACUAUUUACUAACAUUUGUACCUUUGAUUAUAAUACUGUAAAUGCCGAAACCUUUGCGGUGGUUAAAUGUUCGCGAUUUUCACAAUGGCCGCUUCACCACAAACUUAAAACCAGUGGAACAUUUUUCCAUGGCAUGGUGCUAUUGUGAACUUAAAACCACAGUGAAAAGUUCUUUUUCCCGCUGCAGCGAACUUAAAUACAUUUACAGUAGCUCUGUGCAUUAAGGUUAAAUUUUUGUCACAUUUGAUAUUUGUUUUCCAAGUGUCAAUACUUCAUAGCUGAUAAACUUGAUACAGCUUGUCUACCACGAUGUUCACUGUUUGGAUUUCGAUAAGUACCAUUAGAGUCUUAAACAGAACCUUUUUAAAACAAAGUAUUUUAAAAAAUGUACCUUUCUCCUGCUCUUCUAGAGAAUAAAUGAAAAUUAAUUAAUAAACUUAGUUUGCUUUUGUACUAAAGUCCCUCCGGUUUGGAUAAAAAUUUCAAAUAAUCUUUAAAGACAUUAUUACUUGAUAGCUGUGCAAAGCCUUACACAGUUAAAUUCUUGAGCGUUUAGAAACAUCAAUGUUCACUGGUAAUCGAUGUACAAACAUGAAUACAAUAGAAAUGCAUAGAUACAGAGGGUAGAUCGCAUACCAAUUUUUCAAAGGGAUCUCUCGCGUAACUCAAAAUCACCUUUGUACAAUCAUUGUUUGAACAGCGAAAGUUUUCAUACUUUACAUUGUCCCACUAUCGGCAUAUGUGUGUAAAUCUUUGCCAGCAUAGCUGCUUAAGAGAGCAAACAGACCGCGGACGUUGGUCUUUGCUGUUUGCCCAAAUCCACUGCCGUCCCCAACUACAAACAGACACGUACUUCAGCGCGCACUCCACCAAUAGGGUCGGCUGCACCUGUUACAGGUCGGGGCUGCGCGCUCUUACAGACCGAGUUCCGGGAUGUGGUCCCGGGCAUUCUGGCACAAAUCCGGGUAGGACUUACAAAACGGUUCGGCCGUGGACGUUGCGUCAGAGUUUCGACACUUGCUUGUCCAGUUUUUUUGUUGAGGACAGACACUUUUUCGGCCUAUGUUAUUUCAUUUCAUCGUUUCUUCACAUGCAAGACAGCAGGGUACAACUUCUGUCAAGUUUUAGCGUAAACACUAUCUGUAAAAGGACUUGUGUCAGUGUUACGGACGACUUCACUCCGUUCUGCUGUUUGGACUUCUAAGAUUCGUUUGACAAUCUAGGAGACCCGGAAGUUUACUUAGGACUGUCGCACCUCAAGCAAGACUUGUUACCGGUCAGAACGCGACGCAUGCUUAGAUUCCUUAGCUGUGGAAAAAUUCUGUUUGCUUGGGCGAUUAUCAGAAGGCUGCCUGUAUUGUAGAUUUUGCCCGCGGGGUGACGGAGUCCUCUGUUAUCGCUCGAGCCGCUGAAAAGAUCCGUCCACACCGACAUCGAUCGUCUACGACUCCUGUCAACCAACCUGUUGGACGACGUGUCAAAACAAAAUGGCGGCGCCCGCUGUGUUUUGGACGAUAAUCUUUGCCACUCUGUUGGCCUCGUCACAACAACAACAACCCCGAAGAGUAGGCACGACAGCCUCGCGACAAAUGUCCAUGGUCGUGGACAAGAAAUCCCUAACAGAACAGGACUUCGUGCGAGUGUUGAACGCGCCGGAGUUUUUCACCGCCACCCCGGACCUACAGGUACCAGUCGAAUACCGCUGUAGCAAGGACCGAAUCCUCGGUCUGGACGUACGGGCAAGCUCGCUCGUGCGAAACAACGUAGACAUCUUCAAAUUCAGGUGGCAAUGCGAAAAGACUUCGGGGCAACACAAAGUCCGAACGGUAAGCGUGAAGCUCCCAGACACCGUGCUUUACAGAGAAGACCGCCUGGUUCGGAGAGCCGUUUUUGUGACUUCGAUGGAGCUGCGGGUCUGGCUUAUAGACAAGUCGCUGUGGACUCAGUACAAAAUGAACCAUUACGUUAGAUCAUUGGCUAAAGUCAGCUACCCUAUGAAGUCCGUCCCCCCUUACUCCAGACCCCCGAAAGACCACAAACUAUGCUGGAGAUGGGACGUUGACAUUAUUGACAGGUUUGCAGACAACUUUAAGUACGCGAACUGUUCGCUGGAACCCGAAGUGGUCGACUUCUUCACCUUUCCCGUGGCUUUCGGCGGGCACAAACGCGGGGUGGUCAAGGAACUGCCCAAGUUUAAGGACCUUACUCUGAGGAAACGCAUGGGAGAAAUCGCCACAAGGCCGAGAUGGACGUUGAGUGUGUGGGUGUACCUGCAGAAGUACUGCAGUAUGAACCUGUGCGGGAUCUACCACAAGGCGGCUGUGGACGACUUCUACCUCACUCCGGUUCUCUUCGUCACCGACACCGGACACCUGUUUGUGCAGGUAUCAAUGGUUCCGCAACAGCUGCACGCGGUGCUGUCAGUUUUCAAACUCCCCCUCCACCAAUGGUUUCGCCUUGAUUUCACCCUGGACGGCAGCUACUUCAACAGCACGGUGACUUACGGACCGAACCUGACCAAACAGUACUUCAUGGAGGACCGCUUCCCGAGAACCGUCUACUUCGACGACUUCAGCGGCCGCCAUGUUUUCGGCGGGACGGACGUCGGUCUGCAGGCCAUCAAGGGCUUCAUGGCUCACGCGAGAAUUUACCGAACUCACGUGGUUCAGCAUGACGUCAUACCCAUCCCUCCCGCAAGCGACGCCAUGUUUGCAAUCGAGUUGCCACAGGAGUACAAGAACUGUGAGGGAUUCAAGGCAUACACAAACGUGAAGCUACGGCAUUACAAGAUUCUGAAAGAAGACGUUUUGAGAAGGAGAGUCUGUUUAAGUUUCUAUGCAGAGAAGAUGAAGAAGUAUCGCCGUGGAUAUGUUGACCCUGAAACGGUCUGCCCCGUCUAUGCCGGUCCCGCCAGUCAGGAAUAUGUGACGACGAACGCGCUCAUUAGAAAACAAGUUGCAAAGUAUGCUCGCAUCUACAGUCUUCACGAUAAGGACUUGUCUGAUCAUCUAUACCAGAAAGCCAUCGAUACCGUUGACGUGGAGGGACUGAGAGGGGUCGUGAGUUCUAUCCCCAUGCUGCGGCAGUCUGCGUGCCUGCGAGGAGGGAAGGCGGCGUACCUGUUGUCAGUGCUGUACACCACUGGCGCCGGCGUCAAGGCCGACCAGGUCCGGGCCUGGAGGUACGGCCUCCUCGCCGCCCAGCUCAGCGGCAAGCUCGGCCUGAUGUCGCUCGCGCACAAGCACCACUUCGGGUACGACGGCUACCCGAUCGACGACGACAUCGCCUACAUCUACUACAAGAACAUCGCCGACCAGACGCAGAAGGAUCGCGACGAGCACGUCGAAGACGACGUCUUCACCGAGACCAUCCGCCUCACCGACACCAACGCCCUGAAGGAGAUCACCAACGAAAAUGACGACCUCUUCCUGUGGCUGAAAUUCCAGGCUAAGAAGGGAGUUACCGACGCCCAGGCCGCCAUGGCGCGGAUGCUUUUCUGGGGACAGCAGGGCAUUAAGCGAAACCUUCAGGCCGCCUUCCGUUACUACGAAAUGCACGCGCAGCAAGAACCGAAGAACCCAGAGGCUCUGUACGACUAUGGCAUCAUCAUGUUGAAGGGACAAGGUACGGAGAAGAACGUGAAGAAAGCCAUGAGCACCUUGAACAAGUCCGCAGAGCUAGGCAGUCCCGCCGCCAUCAACGCCCUGGGGUGGUACGCGCUCAACCACGAGGGGAACGCCACCAAAGCGGCCCACUACUUCCACCAGGCCGACCGGAAGGGAAACCACGAUGCCGCACACAACCUCGGUCAUCUGUACUGGUCCGGGGGCUACCCUGGCCUGAAGAAACCCGACAGGGGGAAAGCGUUCGAGUGUUACUGGCGGGCUGCGCAGAGGGGGCACAUCGAGGGAUCCAUCCAGGCCGCCAUGAUGUUUUAUAACGGGUACGGUCUGCAAGAGAGAAACGCGUAUAACGGCGCCAUCUGGGCCAGGUUCAUCGCUGAAAUGAGUCCCGAGCUCGGCAAAACUUUGCGUAACGGCCUGCUGGCGUUUCGGCAAAAGAACUGGUCCAAAUCGCUGCUCUUCUACCUUCUCGCUGCGGAGGCGGGUUUGGAGCAAGGGGAAUUCAAUAUGGCGUACCUCUGCGAAGAAAAUCCCGAGGGACUAGCCGAAAAUUUCAUCGAGAAGGACUGCAAGUGGAAAUACUACAACCUGUCCACGCUAGCAGAGUGGCCAAGCUCGUACGCGCAAAUCAAGAUGGGCGAUUUUCAUUGGUACGGAUGCGGUGGCAAACGCGACGUGUCGUCCGCCGUAAAAAUGUACGCGAAGGCAGCGGUACAACAAGACCCCCAGGGGCUGUACAAUCUUGCUUACCUCGUUGGAGAGGGGGUAGAAAUCGAAAACAUGACACUUCUAAAAAUAGGUAUAGAUCCAGUACACAAGACAAGCAACGUCUCUCUUAUGUCGGAAUUCUACAGUCGCUGCCGCGAGUCCAGAAACUCUGACGCCUUCAUCCCCUGUUCGCUGGCUUUGGCGCGAGUCCAGCUCUUCGACAUCUGGCAAAAGUACCAAGGUGUCCUCAAAAUGUCCAGCGUCCUUGGCGUUGCCAUGGUAACGUCUCUAACGGCGUUUGCCGUCCAUGCACAUAUAAGGGCAAAUAGACAAGACGUCGAUACAGUAUAACCUCUAUAGGGGUCAUAGACGAUGUCAAUUCUGAGACUAUCGCAAAUUGUAGAUGUGGAUCAAGGGGAAUGGUAAUGUUUGAAACACAAACACCCCGCCUAUGCAAAAAAUGGAAAUGAGAGGGGUCACAAAUGUCAGUGAAAAAAAGAGGUUUGUCAAUUAAGUUUUAUGACCAGUUAUUGAAAAAAGUGCCUUUAGAUGUUUAGCUGGUGGUGUUGUCUGUCAGCUGUAAGCAAGGACGUUAUAUGAGAUGACGUCCUUGCUGUAAGGUACAGAUACAGCUUAACUGCUCUGAAACUCAAGAAAUUGGUCGCGUCACUGUAUCACCCAGUCUUCUCUAUAUGUCCAUCGCCAUGACUUUCGUGAUUGUGACGUCAAAGUCAGCAUCUACUAUCGUGUCACUGACGAUAGAUAGAAGACUUUUGGGAAGAUUGAAAAAGAAGUUGUGCUACCUAGUUGUUUAACCCUUCAUUGCAAAACAACAUUCCACUGCAUUGCUGACAAGUCUUGAACAAGUGUAAUAUAGAUGAACUGAUGACUAUUAGACUAUAGAGUAUAUUGAAUAUAACUUGAAUAUUGAUGAUAUUUCAAUUUGAGAGACUUUGGGCUAGGUGUAAUAAUUAAUUGGUAAUUUCUCAGGCCUCUAGAAGUGCAAUAUGUGACGUAAUAUCAAAGAGGAUACCCUCCAGAACUUGCAUGUAUAUACUAGAUAGUGUGGACUCUAAUAACGGUUUCUUGCUGCCCCCUAUAUGCUUUCUUUACUAGAUAUAGGACACAAAAAGUCGUAUUGAAUAUUAGUGAAUACCUUUUUUUAGACGCUAUUAUCAUGAAUAGAUGAACGCUUUCAAAUAUGAAAAUCUAAUUUGGUGUGUGCCAAUACAAGAAUGAUGCUUGGACGCUAGAUAUGGCAAAAAUCUCUCGAUAUGACAACACCUUGGCAUGUGUGGACAAGUAGAAGUAUUUCAAAGGUUUAGCAGAAAUUCUAAAAUGACAAGAUUUCCCAGUAAUUACUAAUAAGUUCACAUACAUUCAGAUCAAUUUCUGUUACAUAAGAAUGUUAAAUUUAACUUUUAAAUUAGUCUCCUAUAAAUUUGUUUAUAAGCGACAGUCAUGAGCACACAACAUUAUUGUACAUUUCCAUAAUAUACGUUCUGCAACCGCUAACCUGUUAUUAGUAUUACAAGUUCCUUGCCGUCACAUCUGUAAGGUUUGAAAAUUGGCCAAUUGAAACUGAAUACAGAUACGUAAUUGAAAGGAAAUGCUACCUCAAAGAGGUAGUUGUUAAAAGAUAUAAUGACAAUAAUUACGUAGAUCUAGAGAGUAAUCAUUAUCUGAAUGCUGUGCUGUUAGUGCCCUACACCAUUCAGGCUUAACCUGAUGAGGCUGUAAUAAGUUUAUUGCAAUUCUUGCCUGUCGCUCCUCGCCGGUAUCACGUGCAGGAUGAUCACAGUUAGAGCAAGGACGUUAUAUAAGACGACCCUGGCUAUAGAGUAAGAAUAAGAUAAAGAUAAGAUGGUGAUACAUCAUAAUAAUACAAAUAUAUCUUAUCGAGAAUCCACCUUGUAUUUGAGUUCAGAUUUUAUGGCCAGUCAGUUAUGCUGCUAAUAAAGUUUACUAAAAACUGCUAA
This is a messenger RNA of Branchiostoma floridae (Florida lancelet), 6326 nucleotides long. Its product is annotated as protein sel-1 homolog 3-like. The coding region runs from base 1504 to 4698 and encodes 1064 amino acids. Gene Ontology annotation, molecular function: protein binding. The transcript is spliced from 3 exons. The record is from RefSeq and is a predicted model, not a curated record. Lineage: Eukaryota; Metazoa; Chordata; Leptocardii; Amphioxiformes; Branchiostomatidae.